This is a messenger RNA of Opisthorchis viverrini, 501 nucleotides long. RefSeq lists its product as hypothetical. NCBI's taxonomy places the organism in Eukaryota, Metazoa, Platyhelminthes, Trematoda, Opisthorchiida, Opisthorchiidae. The coding region runs from base 1 to 501 and encodes 166 amino acids. The record is from RefSeq and is a predicted model, not a curated record. The transcript has a single exon.
AUGGAAUGGAUAACCCACCGGUUCGAAGUGACAAGGUUGAAAGAUCUAACAAGACGCCAAGAAAACAACAGGCUUGCAUUUUUGGAAACGGAACAGUUCCUUGUCGUCCGGUCUAAACUCGUCUCCCUUCAUUCUACAGUGAGAGGACCAGACAAUGCAAUUCCCUUCCAUUUUCAAACUUCCUCUAGAAAAUCUGCUAAUAAGUGGGUGUAUUCUCUAUCGGUCAUUUUCGUGGGUGAACCGUUGAGCAUUUACAAGGAGUCUUUGCUGUUUCCAAUUUUCGUCCUACCCUAUAAUUUCGCGUUUUUGAGAAAUCCGAAGAGAGAACCGCUGGUUCGACUGGAACCACAUCCGAAAAAAGUCUGCAGUACUGAAAGUCAUUUAAAAGGAAUUGAAACAACCUAUGUACAAAUGAACAACACCGACAAGAGUCGAAGGGAAGAGAAUGUGGGAUUCUCCACCGGGGGCGAACUUCGCGGCUGGAGGAAUUGGCACUAUUAA